Molecule: messenger RNA, 426 nt
Organism: Pochonia chlamydosporia 170
Lineage: Eukaryota; Fungi; Ascomycota; Sordariomycetes; Hypocreales; Clavicipitaceae
Exons: 1
Coding region: 1-426 (141 amino acids)
Source: RefSeq, a predicted model, not a curated record
AUGACUUUGAACUCCUCAGCAAUACACUUUGCCUCCGGUCACGAUGAUUGGUUGGCAACAAGUACUGGACCAGGGCGUUCCUGGGUUGGCCAAAGUUUAUCGCUGAAGCCGGCAGGUUUUUCGUCUGUUAGUGGCUCGCACGGGACUCUCAACCUGGACUUAGAAAAACUAUUGAAGGUUCACGAGCUUCUACGUUCUUCCUUUAUCCUUAAGCUUGGCUUAUCUUUGGAUCUCGGUCUUGGUGGGGAAUGGGUUGAACCUUGUUGCAGGGAAUCGGUCCAUCCUAAGAAACGCCGUGGUGCCAGCCGACAUCGCGAUAGUCUCUGGUAUGGAAAUCGGAGUGAGCUCCGUGAAGGUUUUGAAGAGGCUCUCCCUCAGGUGGCACGACGCUGCGUCGAGCCACAUCCGGAGAUUUCGGCUCCUUAG